This is a messenger RNA of Orbicella faveolata, 1719 nucleotides long. RefSeq lists its product as uncharacterized. Gene Ontology annotation, molecular function: ATP binding; protein kinase activity. Gene Ontology annotation, biological process: protein phosphorylation. NCBI's taxonomy places the organism in Eukaryota, Metazoa, Cnidaria, Anthozoa, Scleractinia, Merulinidae. The record is from RefSeq and is a predicted model, not a curated record.
AUACCUUCCGUGAAUAGGUGAAACAAGUGCUGGUAAAAGCAGUGUCAUCAAUCUGAUUCUCGGGAAGAUCUUCUACCAUACGCACUAUUGAGUACAACAUCAACAAUCUGCGAGAUGAAAUAUGGCGAGAAGCCAAAGAUUGGCGUGCACCUCAAGCAAACUGGUACAAAGACUCCUGAGCCAAUAUUCCAGGAACUAGUAACAGAUGGAAGAGAAUCCUACAAGAAGCAGAUCGAAAAAUUUGUCAGCUUGAAGAGCGGUCGAGAAAAAGUACCUUACACGAAGAUAGAAUUGUUCUUUCCACACCCAUUGUUUAAGGAAGGUGUUAUGAUAGUUGAUAGCCCUGGAGUUGGAGAAAGUGACGUCAUGAGUGAAUUUGUCCUCAACUACUUGCCUCGUGCCUUCUGCUUCAUGUAUGUCAUCAACAGUUACAACGCUGGAGGGAUUCAGUCUGACAGGCUCGAAAAGUUACUCACCUACUCACCACCUCAAAACCUCAAGGAAAAUUCUGAGGUGGACCUUGCAUUAUUCACUGGCUGUACCUUGUUUGUUGCCAACAAGUGGGAUCUGAUUGAUAGGGAAGAACGCGAGGAAGUGAAAAAAGCGCCAAUCGAAAAACUCUCGAAGAAGCUUCUCAACCUAAAUCCGAAAUCCCAGAUCGUGUAUUUGUCGUGCAAAACUGCACAGUUGGCUCAGACGUAUGGUGUGAUCACAGGAGAGUUUAACGACUUAAUCGCAGGAAUCAGUAAUCUGGUUGUCUCAUCCAUGAAGAACAAUCUUCAAAAGUAUUUCCGAAAGCUUGACGAUCUCCUUGAGCACGUCUCCCGUCAAAUCAGAAUAUCACUGAAGUCAGCASAAAUGUCACAUCAAGAAACAGAGAAAAGGAUCAAAAGAGUGAUGAGCCGUAUGGAGGAACUAAAAAGCUCUCAGGAACGUAGAUUUAGUGAACUGAGUCAGCAUCAGUCACAAAAAAUCGAAGAGAUCAUAGCAAAGCUAGCGGCGCACUUCAAAUCAGAGGAAAUUAUCAAGAAGUUUUGCGAUUGGUCUGAGGAUAAAGUACCAGCAGCCUCGGCGUCAUGGCAAGAGACAAAAAGUGAAGUACUAAAGUACAUUUCGGAGAGAACACAACAGUUUGUUCAGCAAUGGGAAGAUGACCAACAUGGGUUUGCAAGAGCUCAGGUUUCGCUGAUCCAAUAUUGUAUUGAAAAGUACGAUGUAAUGGCAGAGGAAAUCCAUAAAGUAGAAGAACAAGGUUUCCUUGACGAGAACGAAGCAGACGCUUCACAGGACGAAGAAGUGACACAAAGCAACUCCCGGAAAAGUACCGCGCCAACAUGGCUUCGACAAGGCUUGGCAUCUGUGGUGGUUAGUUCUCCUCGAGUUCUCAGUAAGCUUGGUACCAAAUUAAAAAAGAUGACCCAACAUAAAACUAAACUGGAAAGCUACAAUGAUGAUCCAUAUAGCUACAUGUCAAAAAGAUCACGUAAAUGCCUCAAAGUCAUUGCUACCGAAGACCGCCUGCUUCCUUUCAUCAAUACACAACUGGAAGACGCUGUGCAGUUUCUGAAACAGAUCAAGGAGAAGAUACCUCAACUGAGGGAAGGCGACGAACAGUGGUAUCAGCAACUACUUGAAGACAAAAGAAGCAAGACUGAGAUCCAGGAAAUUAUGUCAGAAACAUCGUCGUGGAACAAUUUUCAAAAGGUGGAUGUCCCAUAA